CUCAGUCACCGUAACGAGCCAUACCCCCGACCCCUCAGACCUGACUGGCGAAACGCCUAUUCGCGCAACUCGAUCACAGCAUUUGGACGUGAGGCUGUAGACCCUGCAGCCCAUCUGUCCCCGACUCGUUGAUUGAUUCCUACCUCCUACCAUCUCCAGAGCAGUGGAGAUGAGCAGAUCUCCCCAUCAAACAACAAACUCGAGAGAUGCAGCUGGAGGACUGGCUGGAUGACCUCUGUGUCCGAUUUAUCAUAAACCUACCCCCGGAGGAGCUGGAGUCCGUCGAGCGCAUCUGCUUUCAAGUCGAGGAGGCGCAAUGGUUCUACGAAGACUUCAUCCGACCCCUUGACCCUUCUCUACCUUCUCUUUCUCUACGUGCCUUCAGUCUACGCAUCUUUCAGCACUGUCCGCUUUUCUCGCAAUGGUCUGCCCAGCACCAUACCACCGCUUUCGCCGAGUUCCUGGCAUACAAGUCCCGCGUCCCCGUCCGAGGGGCCAUUCUGCUGAACGAGUCGAUGGAUGAGGUCGUCCUCGUGAAAGGCUGGAAAAAGAGCGCAAACUGGAGCUUCCCUCGUGGCAAGAUCAACAAGGAUGAGAACGAUCUCGACUGUGCGGUGCGGGAAGUCUAUGAAGAGACCGGUUUCGACGUGCGCGAGGCUGGACUCGUCAAGGAUGAGAAAGACAUGAAAUAUAUCGAAAUUACGAUGAGAGAACAGCACAUGAGGCUAUAUGUUUUCCGAGGAGUGCCCAGAAACGCGCAUUUUGAACCCAGGACACGAAAGGAGAUCAGCAAGAUCGAAUGGUACAAGUUGACAGAUUUGCCCACCCUGAAGAGGAACAAUCAUCGCCAGCAUGAAGGUAGUGGUACUGACCAUGCAGCGAUCAACGCAAACAAGUUUUAUAUGGUCGCGCCCUUUCUGAAUCCACUCAAGAAAUGGAUAGCUCAACAACGAAAGAAGGAAAACCGGUACAGCUCGCACCUUGCGGCACCCCCCAUGGUGCCAGAGGACGUGACUACUGAGGAUGAACAGAAUGGCAUUGGGGCUCGUCUUGAAAAGACCUUGCCGCAGGCUGUCAGCGACCUGCCCGAAGUCUCCGAUUCUACUACGGUCGAUCCGAGUUCCCACCUUAAAGAAUUACUUCAUAUUGGAGGGCAAGCUGUCCCAGUUCAGCCGGCGUUGCCACCAAGUCACAUCCCGCAGGUUGACACUGAAAAGUCGAACGCUCUCCUGGCUCUUCUGCGAGGACCCCAGCAAGGUCAGCCCGUUGGCGUGCCCAAGACUCCAUUGGAACAGAUCUCGUUGCCGCCUGAGGUCCAACAGUCGCCGCAUAUCUCCCAUGUACGGCAGCCACAGAUCGAUCAAGCCCAACCUCCACCGCCUUUCCAACCGCAGCUGCAAGGACAGGUGUUUGGUCCUGCACAGCCAAUUCUCCAGAGAUCAAAUGAUUCAACCAACGUCCCAAAUGCGGCAGCUUAUCCCACCCACAAAGUCCCACGAGUUACACCGUUCCAAAGAACCACCGAUCCGUUGUUUGCGCCUGAAGGAGCCAUACGGAACGAACGAGCGGCCAUACCUCCAGCAAGUGCGUUGCCUAAGCUGACCAACCACACAAAAGCGCUCUUGGACGUUUUCAGAGGAGCGACCAGCUCAACCAUUCAGCCGCCGCCCCAUUUUGAGACGCCAGCCUCGAAUAUCUUGGGCCAAGUUGGGGCGUUGCUACCAACCCAAGUGCAAAGACCGAGCGUACCAACCGACCUUCCGCUCAAGGCCGAUUACGCUAUCCAAGGAACUGGCAAAGGUUUGGCCCCGUGGUCUUCCAACGCUGUGUUGCAAUCAACCGCCACCGCGGGCUUUGAAAACCAGGUCUCUUCUAUGUUACCUUCAAGACGAUCUCACAGUGCCCAGCAGACAUCCCUCCUUCAGCUUUUUACUCAACCAUCCCCACCGAAACCAUUGGAGAGCUCGCUGGCUCCACGCCCACCACCAGUGGAGCUCGCAGCGACAGCCGCUACCACCUCAUCUCAGAAAUCGAAGGUGAACAAGGACGACCUUCUCUCGUUGUUGGGAAAGGGUGGUCAAGAAGCAUCGCGGAAAGUAGGCGAGAUAAAACGGCCAUCUCCAAGAGAAGGCGAAACGUCUGCCACUAUCAGUGGCCCUUUGAAUCAACCCGAAUUCGAAGCGAUCUCCAGGGCGACCAGGCAUGCGACGAACGAGAUGAGCCGAAGCCCCCUUCCUGCCAACAGGACGCUGUACGAUCCCAAUCAACCAGCACCGGUCAAGAUUUUGACACGACCAGAAGAAUCUCGCUCUCAGCCUCCACGGUCUCCAAGAGGGCCCAAAUCAACCUCGCGACGGGCAACGAGGGAAAAGACUCCAAAGGAGCAAACGAAACCGUUCCAGCCUCAAAUUCUUCGUCGACCGCAACCCAUGGAGGCAGCCAUGGCGGGUGGGCCAACCGCAACAAGCCAGAUUCCGAAUCAGCAGGCGAUUUUGAUGGCCGCUUCUCGCUCGCCUCCUUCUGCUACGGCAGAUGUUGGUGAAAAAUUGACACCGAGCCGGAAGCCUUCCCAAACGGAGGCGCAGAAACAAACGCUGCUUUCUCUCUUUGGUGGAGGACUGGACACUACGCCUAGGGCAACAACAUUACAGCCCAGUUCGGGCAUAGUGUCUCCUUUGACGACUAGUCAAAUCCUUAAUGCCAAUGGUGAAGUGCCGCUGUCUGGGAUUGAGCCCAUUUCCACUCGGACAUCCCGUGUGGGGAGCAUGACAUCGAUCGUGAGUGGGCCAGGAACAGGGCGUGCCGCGGGCGAAAAGCGACACACAGGCGCGGAGAAUAAGGCAUUCCUUUUGGGCUACUUGGGCAGAAUCGCAAGCCAGGAGCAAUGAACGUGUGGACUUUACGAUUGGACUGGGCACGAAGGAUAUUUGGGGCGCGGGCCGGCGGUCUGGGUUGUUAGGGAAGCACGUGUGCGACGUUGAUCGGGGACAAGAAGAAGCCAAAUGUACGCCUAUACGAACGGCAUCGUAUUCGCAUUGGUCUCUGCGUCAGCGGGGCGUCUGGGCACUCGGGCUCUGCAAUUUCUCUCGUGAUGCUCCCGUAUUUGCUCGUGCGAAGGCAUAAUUUAUGCAUUAAGUGUAUCGGGACAACAUGGUCACUUUUUGCUCCGUGUGUCCUUCGGCCUGGAGGAGAUUUUGAUUUUUCUGUCUAACUUGGGUCCUGACAAGGACAUCUUUUUUGGAACCGUACCACGACCAAAGUAGUAAAAGGCGCGAGUGUGUAUGUAAAAACCGUGGAGUCGUAGAGAGCCAAUUGAAGUCGAUGGCGGAUGAUGAGCUCAGCUGCAUGGAGGGAUGAUUCAAGCAGUGAAUGGUUCGAAGGGUACCCAACGAGGCUAGCUGAGGGUCGAUGCUGUACGAGCUUUCACCGGUCCUUCUUGUCUCUGCUCAGGCGUUUUUCUCUGUACCUAUG
Messenger RNA from Cladophialophora immunda, 3471 nucleotides. RefSeq lists its product as uncharacterized. Gene Ontology annotation, biological process: nuclear-transcribed mRNA catabolic process, nonsense-mediated decay; deadenylation-dependent decapping of nuclear-transcribed mRNA. Gene Ontology annotation, cellular component: cytoplasm; P-body. The coding region runs from base 207 to 2888 and encodes 893 amino acids. The record is from RefSeq and is a predicted model, not a curated record. The transcript has 2 exons. Gene Ontology annotation, molecular function: 5'-(N(7)-methylguanosine 5'-triphospho)-[mRNA] hydrolase activity; manganese ion binding; RNA binding. Lineage: Eukaryota; Fungi; Ascomycota; Eurotiomycetes; Chaetothyriales; Herpotrichiellaceae.